AUGGCAGAAAACAAUACAACAAGAGAAGUUCCGAGUGUCAUGGAAAUCUUUUUGCCACCAAUCCUAAUGCUGGUUUCAUGUUCAUUCGGCGUUUGUAUCUUGCUGGUUUGCCGGUUCGAAAGAUUUGUCAAACGAUUGAGAUCCAAACACAGUACUACCAAUAAAGAUUUCGAGGUUUACCAUAUUGAGACAUUCUCAAGCCAACAGACAGUGGACCUAUCAAAAUACAAACACAACGUUUCCAGUGUCUCAUUUCUUUCAAACUUUGAUCUGGAGGUACUAAAAGCCCUUCAAAGCUUUUCAAAUAGACCUUCAGAAUUACUUAGAAUAGGCCUUCCAGCCGUAGUAACCAUAUGUCUAGGACCGUUUGCUAUGCUUUUCUAUCACUCUACAACAGAGUUCUUUUGGCCAAAGGAUAAGUAUCCUCAGCUCCCCAACAAUAACCAGUGUGUUUCCUGCUUUUUGACUCCUGCCGGACUUGUCUAUGCCAUCUCUUUUGGUUUUGCCUUUUCUUCAGCUCUUGCAAAGCAAAGUGACAUUCUAACAAAGGUGACAGAAGAAAUCAGCUUCAUUGACCAAGCAGCUACUUUAACGAGUAAGCUUAAGUUUGCUAACAAUAAAAUCCGAAUGGAAAUUUACCAUGCCAUCAAAUGUGAAGCGAUCUACAUGAUGUUACAGAUUGAGAAUAGGAAGGCGUCAUCAUUUGUCAACAAGCCAACUGUUGAUAUUAAAGUUGCAAUAUGGGAAGUCCUUGGUUUACUUCAAAAUAAAAAUCAUUCAGACGACCAUCAUGUUGAUGACGUCAUGAAAAAAUACCUAAUAGAUUAUAUAUCUAGACUCAACAAUAUAUGUUCGGAUGACCUCAGUGUUCUACAUUCAAGGACUCAUUGGUUGAUGUGGGUGUUCCUCAUAACCCUGGGUUUCUUCUCUCUCUAUGGCGUGUUACUGAUCCAGGCGUCAUCCUAUCGUAUGGAGCUGAUGAUGUGUACUUUGACACUUUUCUCCAUUAGCAUGCUUUGUUACAUCGUCUCUGAUCUAGAUUCUCCAUUUUCCGGUUUCUUCCGUAUCGACAUUUCUAUCAUUGUUGACGUCAUAUACAGGUUAGAGGUCAUGCACAAGAUGACGUCACUCGGAUUUGAGGAGACUGUUUGUUAUCCUGACAGUUCACGUUUUCAGCAGAAGAGAUAUAACAGCAAGGCGGAUAUGAAUGAUACUGUGUAUAUAAAUUCAGAAGAGAUAUAA
Saccostrea cuccullata (small rock oyster) is the source of this 1242-nucleotide messenger RNA. RefSeq lists its product as uncharacterized. Bases 1 to 1242 code for a protein of 413 amino acids. NCBI's taxonomy places the organism in Eukaryota, Metazoa, Mollusca, Bivalvia, Ostreida, Ostreidae. The record is from RefSeq and is a predicted model, not a curated record. The transcript is spliced from 4 exons.